CGGAUUCUUUACCAACUGAGCUAUCAGGGAAGCCCCAAGAGCCCUGAGCUAUCAAAGGACUAAAAAGCGAUCAGGUAGGUCUUCUAGAAAACUGAGCCUGAGGUUUCAGAGAAGGUGGGUAAAUCUGCCAGGGCACAGCUUCACCAACAAGGCUUCACUCAAGUUUGCAUGAAGUCACGGCUGCAGUGGAUGCCCUGCAGUAAUACAAGUGCCAGCUCCACCACUGACUCUGAGCAAAUCACUUUACUUCUCUGGACCUCAGUUUUCUCAUCUGAAAAAUUAAAACCAUAUUUUUUUCCCCACUGUGAAGCCAGUAAUUUUUUAAGUAAGACAAUGGAUGUAAGAUGUUUGGCACAAUGCUGGGUACUCAGGGCUUCAUAAAAGGUCCCUCUGUUUGCUAGUUACCACCAACAAAUUCCUCUUAGACCCAUUGUCUCUGUAAAGGUAAAUUUGUUACAUUAAAAUGGCUAAGUGUAGAGGGUAAAAACUGGUAGAACGAGUUGAAACAAACUGCUUUUCAUUUUCGGCAAAUCCCACCCAGCUCAUCCCCCUGAGGCUUCAAACUGAGCGUAAGAAUAACUCAGUGGGACUCCGCACUCACGGAGACUCUCUGGGGAGGGACUCCCCAGUCCUUAGGGAUGCUGGCCUCCUCCUUUCCCAGCAUUUGUCUCCUGCAGGGGGUGGCUGAGACAGCCAGGCGGGCCAGGAAGGGGGCUAGUGUCAGAGGUCACUAGACCAAAAAGAAACGGUUCUAUUUCCCUGGCAGGGCCUGUUUUACAACAGAUCAGAACAUUUUCAGGCUACAGAGGAAACAUCCCUUGCCAUAAACUAAUCCUUUCUGAUUAGACUCUUGCCUAAGGCACAGAAGGGUAAAAUCCUGGGGUAUGAUGUUGGGGGCUGGCUGGUUCAUUGUGAUGCGAUUCAUUGUGAUGCCCGCUUUGCUUUCUUCCCUGAGGCCUGGCUGUGGCUCCAUCACAGUUCACAGAUAUAAAGCAGCUAGAAAGAACCCAACUGACCUUCAAACCGAAAACUUUCAUUUCACAGUUGAAGAAACUCAGAGAUGGGGAGUUAAUUUGCCUAAGGUCUACACAGCCAGCCUGACCACACCUCAAGAGGGCUCCUCUGGAUUCUGGCCUUACCUUGAAAACCUCCAUCAGACUGGCAGGAGUAGCUGAAACCCCUGCCUUUCCCUGAGAGAGAAAGGAGUGGGCCAAGAUGAGGCUCUCAGGAAGACAGAGCAAAGGAAUGAUGUGUCAAAAGGUAUGUGGGGGGGAGGUGGGGAGGAGAAAAGAAAGAAAGAGAGAGGAAAACAAAAGAUACCAAGACUGGCUGAGACUUCAGUUCAGAUUCGUGGUGGAAGCUCUAUAAAAAGUCCUAGCAUUGUCAUGUUUGUUUGUGGAUCUUCUGGGUUUACCAACCUUGUUCUUUACGGAAGAAAGCUCAUGGCAAUCAUUCCACAAUUACUUCAUCUAACAGGCAACAGAUUUCUCCUGCGUUUCCAAUGCAGAAUGAAGCACUUACUGGAGUUUGGGAAAUGACUGGCUAGCUAAGGUUUCGAAGGUGACCGACUUCAACUUUUCCAUCCCUUGUGUGCUGGCCAGAGAACCCAAAGGAGGGCCUGGCACACAUUAGGUGUUCCAUACAUGUCUGCUGAAUCGAGGCCAGUGACUUCAGCUCAAAGGGACAGCCACAUGCGGAGUGAGAUGACUGAAGAUUCAGAUCUGGGCUCUGACACUCACUAGCUCAUGCCCUUGGGCAAGUCACGUUUACCUUCGGGCUUCCAUUUCCUCACCUGUGAAGUGUGUGUGUGUUGGGGGAGGAAGAGAGCGUGCUAAUAGCUACCACAGUGGGUUGCUGAAUAACUGUAAAAGACUAUUCAGAAAUAAGCGUCCCCUUAAAGGGAGAGCUCUAGGAAAAAAGAAAGGGGACUUGCAUAGAGGCCCACAGGGGAAGAUCUGCUCUCUCCUUUGGGAAUUCCCUGGUGGCUGUGAAGAAGCCAAUGCCAGUUAGGGGAGGAGGCCAAGGGGAUUUGGCAGGGUGGUGGUGGGGAGGGGCGGGGGGAAGGCUGUUCCAAUAUUCCAAGUAUCCAGGAUACUAGAAACAGGAAUCAAGAUUUUCUGCAGCCAAGUAUCUGUUUGUCCCUGUAUUUUUCCUCUGGCUAUCUUCUCUCCAGCAUUUUUUUUUUCCUCCUCCCUCAUCUCCACCCCCACCUCCUCAGCAAGGAAGGAAUUGGCCAGUUCCACCCAGCCAGCACCCCCCAUGGCUCCGCCCCCAACUCGGCAGGCCAAGAGUUAACAGCUGCACCUGUUGAGGUAUACCUGCUGUCGCCGGCACCUGUACCUGCAGCCAAUCAGCGCCAGCGCUGCCGGGAACCUACCUGUCAGCAGAAUCCCCACACUGAAACCUCAACAUAAAUCAAACAGUUCCCUGGGCAGGGAAUGUCUGUGUCAGGCGAGAAUUAGAGACGAGCGGUCAGCAGAGCCUCGGUGCCGGGUGCCGAUCCAUCGUUCCAGCCUGGGAGCCUGGGAGCAGGAAGAUGUCGAAUGAACUUGAUUUCAGAUCUGUUCGGCUGCUAAAGAAUGACCCAGUUAACUUCCAGAAGUUCCCCUACACUAACGAGGAUGAGGCCUGGAAGACCUACCUUGAAAACCCCCUGACGGCGGCCACAAAGGCCAUGAUGAGAGUCAACGGGGACGAUGACAGCGUUGCAGCCCUGAGCUUCCUCUAUGAUUACUACAUGGGCCCCAAGGAGAAGCGGCUACUGUCCUCCAGCACUGGGGGCCGGAAUGACCAAGGCAAGAGGUACUACCAUGGCAUGGAAUAUGAGAUGGACCUCACCCCCCUUGAAAGUCCCACGCACCUCAUGAAAUUCCUGACAGAGAAUGUGUCUGGAACCCCAGAAUACCCAGAUGUGCACAAGAAGAAUAACCUAAUGAGCGUGGAGGGGGCUGCACCCACGCCAGGCAAGGCAGCUCUCCUUCCCGCAGGCCCCAGCAAGCUGGAAACCGGCUCCGUGGACAGCUACCUGCUGCCCACCAGCGAUGUGUAUGAUAAUGGCUCCCUCACCUCCUUGUUUGAGAGCAUUCACGGGGUGCCUCCCACGCAGCGCUGGCAGCCUGACAGCACCUUCAAAGAUGACCCACAGGAGUCUCUACUCUUCCCAGAUAUCCUGAAAACAUCCCCAGAACCCCCGGGUCCAGAGGACUAUCCCAAUCCCAAGAGUGACUUUGAGUAUACCCUGGGCUCCCCCAAAGCCAUCCACGUCAAGUCAGGCGAGUCACCCAUGGCCUACCUCAACAAGGGCCAGUUCUACCCUGUCACCCUGCGGACGCCAGCGGGCGGCAAGGGCCUCGCCUUGUCCUCCAGCAAGGUCAAGAGCGUGGUGAUGGUGGUCUUCGACAAUGAGAAGGGCCCGGUUGAGCAGCUGCGCUUCUGGAAGCACUGGCAUUCGCGGCAGCCCACCGCCAAGCAGCGGGUCAUCGACGUGGCCGACUGCAAAGAAAACUUCAACACUGUCCGGCACAUUGAGGAGGUGGCGUAUAAUGCACUGUCCUUUGUGUGGGAUGUCCAUGAGGAGGCCAAGGUGUUUGUUGGUGUCAACUGCCUCAGCACAGACUUCUCCUCCCAGAAGGGGGUGAAGGGCGUCCCCUUGAACCUGCAGAUCGACACCUACGACUGUGGCUCCGGCACCGAGCGCCUGGUGCACCGCGCUGUCUGCCAGAUCAAGAUCUUCUGUGACAAGGGAGCAGAAAGAAAGAUGCGGGAUGAUGAGCGGAAGCAGUUCCGGAGGAAGGUCAAGUGCCCCGACUCCAGCAACAGUGGCAUCAAGGGCUCCCUGCUAGCCGGCUUCAGGGGCAAUGAGACCACCUACCUGCGGCCUGAGGCGGACCUGGAGACCCCGCCAGUGCUGUUCAUCCCCAGCGUGCACUUCUCCAGCCUUCAGCGUCCUGGAGGGGUAGUGCUCUCAGCGGGACACGGCAGCUCCAACAGGCUGUCUCUGAAGCGCCCCUGCUCACCCUUCGCCGAGGAGUUUGAGCCUCUGCCCUCCAAACAGGCCAAGGACGAUGAUCUGCAGAGAGUUCUGCUGUACGUGCGGAGGGAGACUGAGGAGGUAUUUGACGCCCUCAUGUUGAAGACCCCGGACCUGAAGGGGCUGAGGAGUGCGAUCUCUGAGAAGUAUGGGUUCCCUGAAGAGAACAUUUACAAAGUCUACAAGAAAUGCAAGCGAGGAAUCCUGGUCAACAUGGACAACAACAUCAUCCGGCAUUACAGCAACCAUGUCGCCUUCCUGCUGGACAUGGGGGAGCUCGACGGCAAGAUUCAGAUCAUCCUCAAGGAGCUGUGAGGCCUGCGCGCCCACACCCACGGCCUCCUGACAUGGGCUGCAGGCGGGGAGCCAGCUGGGCAGUGGCCCCCAGCCACACACGACCUCUCCUCGGGCCCCAGCGCCGUUACUUGGACGUCUUCCCUGCAGAGGCCCUCGACCCACAGACCCACAGACAUCGAGGCCCGGAGGGGCCCUGAUCUGAAGCCCCACCUCGUGCUUGAAUCCGCUCUCCGAGCUUCCGGCCAGACGACGUCGUGUCCGUUAACCAGCCCAGGGGCCUGUUUGCUCCUCCUCAGACCUUCUCCCCAGCCCAUCGCCCUCAGGCUGCCCAUUCAGGUUGGGGACGCCAGCCCUGUCUCCCCAAGCCGACUUGACCCUUGGACCCACUUUUGACUCUUCCAUCAACUUCAGACCAACGAGUGCUCACCCUUUGGUCACUGAGUUAACUGUCAAACACUUGACUUUCCAGUGCAAAUGACUUUUAAAAAGACAGUGUAGUGGACACACUCUCCACAUAGACUUUACUUCUUCAACACAGGUUGGAAAUCAGAGCUGAUCGACUGGGGCAAAGUGGCCUCUGUGUGGAACAGCCUCCAUCCCCACUCACUGUUGUAUACAUUUCUUAUUUACAAUUUUCAUUUAUGUUAUAUAUAUAUAAGUAUAUAUUGUAUAUAUAAGCAACAUUUUAUAUUUUUCAUGGAUACAUUUUUAUCAUUUCAAAAAAUGUGUAUUUCACAUUUCUUGGAUUAUUUUUUUAGCUGUUAUUCAGUUAUGCAUUUUGUAUACUCAUGUGCUAUUUAGUAAUAAAAUUCUCCGUAUGUAUUACUUCAAA
Odocoileus virginianus texanus is the source of this 5159-nucleotide messenger RNA. NCBI's taxonomy places the organism in Eukaryota, Metazoa, Chordata, Mammalia, Artiodactyla, Cervidae. The record is from RefSeq and is a predicted model, not a curated record.